Quercus lobata is the source of this 660-nucleotide messenger RNA. RefSeq lists its product as uncharacterized. Bases 1 to 660 code for a protein of 219 amino acids. NCBI's taxonomy places the organism in Eukaryota, Viridiplantae, Streptophyta, Magnoliopsida, Fagales, Fagaceae. The transcript has a single exon. The record is from RefSeq and is a predicted model, not a curated record.
AUGGACGCCAUGAGCCGAGCCUUACGAAGGGCUGCCUGGUCACCAUUCUCUGAUGAAACUGAACGGGCCCCUAUGCCGAGUCGAUUUACACGACCACCAUUCAAUUCCUACGAUGGGAAAACGGAUCCUGUGGAGCGUGUCAGUCAUUAUAUCCACAUGAUGUCCUUGCAUGCACACAAUAAUGCGCUGAUGUGUAAGGUAUUCCCCUCUAGUCUCGGCUCCACGGCUCUGAGAUGGUUCAAUGGGUUACGAAAAGGUUCCAUUCGCAGUUUCGUCGAGCUGAUCCAAGAGUUCGGCAGUAGAUUCGUGACAUGCAACCGAGUGCCGCAACUGGUGGAUGCACUACUUUCCAUAAAGAUGAAGGUCGGUAAAACCCUUUGGAGUUACGCCAGUCGGUACUGGGAACUAUACAACAAGAUCGGUGGGGGAAAUGAGAAGAUAGCGACAAGCACCUUUAGGAUGGGGCUCCCCGAGGAUUCUAAACUACGGGAGUCGCUGACGAAAAGACCUCCCGAGGAUAUGAGGCAACUUAUGAGGCGCAUUGAGGAGUAUAAGCGUCUGGAAGAUGAUCGGCUGCAGAAUAAGGGAAAGGCCCCAUUACUCGGCAGAUCUCGGCAAGGCAUUAUUCCGGCAAGACCGAAAAAAGAUUUCAGGAUGUAG